Messenger RNA from Acipenser ruthenus (sterlet), 2679 nucleotides. Its product is annotated as leucine-rich repeat-containing protein 57-like. Bases 368 to 1084 code for a protein of 238 amino acids. Lineage: Eukaryota; Metazoa; Chordata; Actinopteri; Acipenseriformes; Acipenseridae. The transcript has 6 exons. Gene Ontology annotation, molecular function: protein binding. The record is from RefSeq and is a predicted model, not a curated record.
GUUGUAACUGACCCCUAAAGUUAAACGAUUUCCUGUUUAGUUGCCAUUAGUAACAACAGCUGCAGGCUGCCUGGUGUGCGUUUUACAGGAGAUUAAAUUGACAGCAGGAUUUAAUCCCUUCAACGGAUUAUUUCAUCAUCCACGGGUUUGCCGCAAUUAUAUUAAUCAGAGAAAAAAAAAAAAACAACGAUAUAUAUUAUGUUAUAUAUAAUGAUGCAAACGUAAUCUUUGUAUAUUUCUUCGGUUAACUCACUACCCCAGCGCUUCCCAGUAGGGUUCUGGGAUUGUUCACUGGUAAUCGUUUGUGAUCCAGAGGGGGGGUGGCAGGAGGACACGCGUGUUGGUGACGUGGCGUUGGCGUGUCGGGAUGGGAAACAGCGCACUCAAGGCACACUUGGAGACUUCCCAGAAGACAGGGGUGUUCCAGCUGACUGGGAAAGGGCUGCUUGAGUUCCCUGAGGACCUGCAGAGGCUCUCCGGUAACCUCCGCACAGUCAACCUGUCUGACAACAAGAUUGAGGUGCUGCCGCCCUUCAUCGGAGUCUUCCUCGUCCUCAAGAGCCUCACCCUCAACUGCAACAAACUCACGAGCCUGCCUGAGGAGAUAGGGAAGCUCCGGAAGCUGGAGACGCUGCACCUCAAUGGUAAUCAGCUGCGGAGCCUGCCUGCCUCUGUGGGGGGCCUGGCAGCACUGCGCACCCUGGGGCUCUCCGCAAACCGCUUCAGGGAGGUGCCGGCUGGGCUGGGCACGCUGAGGCACCUGGACCUGCUGGACCUGUCCCGGAACCACAUCCAGACUGUGCCGGCCUCUGUGGGGGAGCUGCAGGCCAUAGAGAUCAACCUGAACCAGAACCAGAUCUCCACGGUGUCCCCUGAGGUGUCCCGCUCGCCGCGGCUCAAGGUCCUGCGCUUGGAGGAGAACUGUCUGGAGCUGUCCUCCGUGCCCCUGUCCCUACUCUCCCAGUCCCAGGUGUCCCUGCUCGCCCUGGAGGGGAACCUCUUUGAGAUUAAAAUGAUGAGAGACCUGGAGGGCUACGACAAGUACAUGGAGCGCUUCACUGCCACCAAGAAGAAGUUCGCCUGAAGCCUGGAGCCUGGUUGGAGAACUGUGCCUUCUUGGCUGGGACUGUGAUGGAGAUGAGGUUUGUCAGAUUGUGCAGUGCUGCUCGUGAUCAUGUGACCUGGAUGGAGUGGACCAGAGUGGGUGUGAGGAGGACUGAAGGAGCUUCUGAAUGGCCACAGAGCCAGCGCACACUAUAGCAAAGAAGACUGUUGAGCUUUUAACACAGCGCUGCAUUGGGAUUUCAUUGAUAACAUGUAUUUAUUCAGCACACAGGACGUUGACCUAUUAAUCUCUGCCACUGUCUGUUCCCCCCCCCCCCCCCAAUACCUUCACAGUGUCCCUCCUCUCCCCCUGCAUACAAACUAAUACUACAGUGCUCUGCAUUAUGCUGAUUUCUAAUAUAACCACAGGUUCUUCCAGCUCAAGUGAACCAAGUCCUAGAGAGGUGUCGCCACCAUUAAUGAUGAUGAUAUGCAAGCCACAUGCAAUUUCUAACUCAUGCAGCCUCACACUGGAGUGAAAGUGUCUUACAAAAAACCUGUUUUAAUUGAUGUAAGGUUUGAGUAACACACCUUGGUCUGCUUGAACAGGACUCUUCCAUAGAAACCUGUAUGCACGCAUCAUCUGUGCAAGCAGCUCUGUUUAUUUGCAGGACUCUGCAGGUUCGUUUUGUUCUUUUAAAAAUAGAAAGAUGCCGUGGUUCAGGACCGAGCGCUGCCCAGGCUCCAUGCCAGGUAAGCGGAGAGCUCCACUUGACGUCCAGCUAGGGGAAGUCACAGCUGGAUGUUGUUUGCAGCACCAGGUAAUCCACCUGGAGCAUCUAAUGCUGAUUCAUCAUGGCAAGUCUGGGAUAGACACACAGGUGCUGAUGCAAACCAGAGCGCUUUCACCCACUGCUGUAAAAAGCUCUCAAAUAAAUCUGGUGCAGUUUGAGCAAAUCAACCUCUGAUCUAAUAAAUUAACACAGCCGCCUUCUUUUUUUUGGUUUGGUAUUUUUAAUAAAAGUUGUUAUGAUGUUGUAUUAUUAUAAUGAGGAUAUAUAGCUUGAUCCUCAAAACUAACUCUUACACCGCUGUCCUAUUCAAUAGUACCCUAGAAAACCACCCAGAGAGACUGCCCCUAAUCACACUCACUAUCCUGAACGAGCUUGUAUAACCUCCUCCUGCUGCAGGUAAAAUAGGAGCGGGUUUACUCUGCUUACACGCACGAGCGUGGACUACCUUUGAGAGAUGUAAACUAAUUGGUGGUUUCCUGGUAAUGUUGAGCGUGCGAAAGGCUACUCUAGGCAAUGAUGUAUUAUCAGACAGCAGGAUUAUUUGACACUGCAGCUUUAAAUGGCUUAGAAACGUGGUUCUGCCAUAGCUGCCAGGAGGAUGUGAGUUCAAAUUCCAGUUCACUGGGUAAAAACUUUUAAAGAAAUAAUUAUAUUUUUAUUUUUGGCAAAUUAUAAAAUGCAAGGAUAUGGUUUUAAGUGUGUGUUCUAUUUUGAGCUGUCCUUGAAAUGCUAGAACUGUAACACAAGUCGCUGGUAAAGCGUUAGUUCUGUAUAUUAAAACGAUGAAAAAGGUCUUCUGGUUUAUUUAUUUUUUGUCUCUGAUGAGUAUGAUUUGCUGUAG